AUGUCGCACCUUCAAUACUACGCAUACCCCGGCAAGGGCGAAUCGGCGAAGAAGAACUUCAAGUACAGCCAAGCCGUGCGUGUCGGUGAUCGCAUUGAGUGUGCAGGCCAAGGUGGAUGGGAUCCCCAGACCAAAAUCAUACCCGAAGACAUCAACGCACAGAUCGACCAAGCUUUCGAGAACGUAGAGCUCGCUCUGAAGAAUGCCGGUGGAAAGGGAUGGUCGCAAGUGUUUCGUGUAAACUCUUACCACAUUCCCAUGGAUGAUGAGGCAUUGGGAGCUAUGGUGCGAAACUUCAAGAAAUGGGUGCCUGAUCAUGAGCCUGUCUGGACGUGUGUUGGUGUGGUCAAACUGGGCGAGGAUGCUAUGAGGGUGGAGAUUGAGGUAUCAGCGCAUGAUCCUAAAUAA
Messenger RNA from Alternaria atra, 408 nucleotides. RefSeq lists its product as uncharacterized. The record is from RefSeq and is a predicted model, not a curated record. Lineage: Eukaryota; Fungi; Ascomycota; Dothideomycetes; Pleosporales; Pleosporaceae. The transcript has 2 exons. The coding region runs from base 1 to 408 and encodes 135 amino acids.